CAUGGACGCUGCCGGUCGCUCCAAUGAUUCGAAUCCGAUCAAAAUCGAAUUGAAUAAUAAUUUUAGUGGUGAGGAAAUGGUUAUGAAUAAGAGGAAAAUUGAAAAGCAACUUUCCUUGCAAGAUUUAUUUGGUGGUAGUACCAAGAAGAAAAUCCCGGCAUUUCGUCGAGGAAGAUCGAACUCAGAUGGUGCCGCUGCGUCCCUAAACUGCGAAGCUUUCCCAAGUCUGUCAAACGCUGUUUUAGAAAAGCUCGGCUUGCACGGUGAUAAGGCUCGCGAACGUCUCAGCGAAGAAUCGCUCGAGAAAAAGUUUACCAGUUUAGCUUUGGCUUUUUCAAUUGAUUCUACCACAAUCAAGAGCCGGUGCCUUAGGCAAAAAAGGAGUCGAGAUCAAACUGAGACGAAUUUCAAUUUGGAGAUUGAAAGGUUGAAGGAUAAGUUGGCUUUGUUGAAGCCGUUGUGUGUUGAUGUUGAAACUGCUGAUCUUUUAUCGACAUUAUUUGCACAGGUUGAUACACUGACAAAUGCCGCAUCGCUAGUUUCAAUAGCUGCAGAAAGAUUCGGAGCAGUCCAGCACGAAGAAAGACUAACCGAAUCAGUGCAAUUGAUGGUAGGGCACGUGCAAGCCUUGAAGCAACAACGCGAUUCUUCUAGAAGGCAAUUGCAAUAUACCAAAAGAGUUUUGCAAGAGCCUGACGCAAAUGCCAAAGACAAAAAACUAAUGGGUAAACGUAGGGCUAGCGCCGACGCAGUCAAUUUGAGUCAGCAACCUGAGAAUUUUAAGCUCAACAGGAGAACAUCGGAUUUGUCUUUUAGAGCUACUCUAGCCAAAAGCAGGCCUACUAGAUUAGACUUAGGCAUGGAGUUGAAUAAAAUAAAAGAAAAUACUCUGGAUGAUGUGGAAAAGUUGGAUGAGACUCCUUUGAAGGAGGACUUUGAGCCGGACUUGGAUUUUCUAGCUCAAACUCAAUGUGAUAUUUUUAGUCAAAUAAGGAUUGAAUUCACAGCCUUAAUGCAAUAUUUCCAAAACUUAUUGACAGAAUUAUUUGAAAAAUGGUCUCAAAACGGCUAUUUGCACGUUUUUCUCAAUUGCUGUGCCAUAUUGUGUUUUUCCAUUAGCGUCCUUACAUUGCUGAGCAUUUUUCUGGACCGAGAACCUCCCAGCUAUUGGUUGUUUAACUGGAAAAAUUAAUAAAAAACCUUGAUUUUACUCAAAAAGAAAAUUAUUUAUUUAUUCAUCCUACAAUAAUAAAUUAAUUAAGCAAAUAAAUAUUGACGAUUAAAUACAAAAAAUUAGUUUAAAAAGAAGUAGAUUUCUGGAUAAUAUAUUAAAUUAAAAAAAAAGUCUAGAGGUUCCAGAACUACCUACUAUAUUAUGCUACUUAUCCUAAAGGCAGGUUCACAUUUGGUUGUGAAUCUACCUGAAAACUUAACAAUAGGCAAUUUUUGUGAAUAUAUAUGAUGUGUCAAUCUUAACUCCCUCUCCGUCAAAUUCUGGGUCUGCGAGUGACGUCACUAUUAGCACACAUUAUUUUGUCUCUACAAGGGUUACUGAACACUUUUGUGAUCUUAAGAGGUGUCUGUUCUCACAGAAGAAAUUAAGGGUUCUUCAUCUUCAAGUAUCCCAGAAUUUGAUGGUGAGAGAGUAUGACACAAUUGACACAACACCUAAUCCAGCUUGCUAGAUUAUCCUCACGAAAAAUUGCCUAAUUAAUACAUAUGAACACAUGAGAGAUGAAAUCCAAAUUAUUGCUGCACCCUACAAAACUACUUAAGUCUAGUACGGAUUUAAACGAAAGGCCGCCUUUAUAAAUUGGGUCCCAAAAAUUACUCAAAAAACCUUAGAAACCUUCAACAAAACUAGCGGGAAACAGGCCUGUCUUGCCAGUACGCUGUUGGGUACCCUUGUACCAACCAUCUUCUCGUUUUUUGUGCACGUAAAUAAUAUCGUUGAUUUGCAGCUCCAAUUCAUAUUCACUAUUGGGCGGAUAUGGUGUAGUGCACCUGAACCUUUCAUGCACAUUUUGAGUGGUACUUUUCGGGUGUUUAGUAGCAUCUAGCGAUUGGGAUUUGUGGUGCCGGUGCACGUCCGGGCUCGAAUUCGAACUGGCAAUUUCAGUUGACCUAUACACAAUAAUUUCUUAUUAUAAAGUAAAAUAAUGAGUAAAAUCUACAAGCAGAAACAUGCAUCAGCGCCACCUAGAAAGACGAAACACACCUGGAACUGUGAGUUAAAAUCGACGGUCGUUCUUUGUGUUUUACUCGGUGAGAGGCCGAACCAAAAAGACGGUGUUCUAUUGGUUGGAGCUGUAACAGCUGACUUGGACAGGAACCUGACCUGUAUGGGGAUUAAUAACAAAAAUGGACACAUAGUUUUGUCUCUACAAGGGUUACUGAACAAAUAGAGGUGUUUAAUAUAAAUUAAAUUCAAAAUUCAAUGACAUACUAACACAGUGUUAACCCAGUAUUAAUUCAAAUUCCUAGCUGUGUUCACUUGGCCAAACAUAAAACCGGUACAGGUAAUAUCUAUUUUCCAAAUUUGUCUAGUGUGAAUCAGGCUCAACAACAAACAAAAUGUGUAGUGCAUACUGUUGCGAUCCCCUUCGAUACCCGCUAUAUAUUUGGCGCCCAACGUGGGGCCUGGGGUUCUCUUCUGAAAAACGUGUGAGACAGUUUUUAUCAAUAUCAAAGCUGAACAAAAGUAAAACUUCAUUGGUAAAUGCAACAUGUUUUUAUGUUAUGUUUGGUCCAAAGAUGACACUAACAUGGCUCUUUUUGUCAUUUUUAAGGUCGAUUUACACCAUACAACACAAUAGGAAAAUGCGUAUCAGUUUUAUUAUUGGCUAAGUGUACUGUGUGAAUCUGCACCGAUAUAAAUAGAGGACUAUACUACUCUGUCCAAUCAACCAACGGAGUGGAACAUUAUAAAUCAGUAUUCCAGUGUAAACCUGGCUGCCAUUUUCACUUUGUCAUACUCCAUAGGGUCGUUGGACAAAGGAAAGUUUUCCUACAAGAGCCGGGAAUAACAAAAUAAUGAUCAUCCUGUAUCUUUAUACAGUGGUUUAUUUUGGUUGUCAAAUUACAGUGGGUAAAAUUGUUGUCUAUUAUCGGCUCUCGUGAAAGAUUUUCUACCUUAAAAGCCAGAGAUAAUGGAAUAUUGAUCACCCCGUAUUUUUACACAGUAGUCGUUUACUAGCUUUCGUGGAAAAUUUCCUACAAGAGCCGGAAAUAAUAAAAUAUUGAUCACUCUGUAUCUUUAUACAAUGGCUUAUUUUGGUUGAGUCAAAUUACAGUGGGUAAAAUUGUUGUCUAUUACCGGCUCUCGUGAAAGAUUUUCUACCUUAAGAACCAGAAAUAAUGAAAUAUUGAUCACAAGGGCCAGAAAUAAUAAAAUAUUGAUAAUCCCGUAUGUUUAUACCACAGCUUUUUAUACAGUGGUAGAAUGAGUAGUACACGCCAAAAUUUAGAUUGGUCUUGGGCGCCUAGGGUUCUAGUCGCAACCUUGCUUAAAACUUUUUUUGAAGAUAACAAAAACAAAGUCACAGUCUCAUAAAUGUUCAUAAUUAUGAGACUGUGACUUGGUUUUUGUUAUCUUCAAAAAUCUUGCCUAUGUGGUCUCUUGGAUAAAAAUGGAUAAUGUCUUUUUCCCUGCUUAAAACGACUAUUGGCAACGUCGGUAGAAAAAAGUCAAUGUGUGGACGAACAUACCUAUGAAUACAAAUAUCCCAAAGCCCCACCAUGCCCUCUCCUGUGUUAAGAUGUCAUUGAUUACACAAUAAUUAUAGUACGUCGAUUUUAAUCUGAUAUUCCAGAGGAAUGUCAGCUUGUGGCUCUUUGUAUAAAAACGUACAUAGUCGCCUAACAUCACACCUGUUUUUGCCAUAUGCUGCACCCCCUCGCACUUCAUACGGAAAGUGUCAGAUUGAAAAUGACAGACUGACAGACAAUAUAAAGAUAUUUUAUCUCAUGUUCCAACUUCUUCAAAUAUAUUACCUGACAUGUACAGGAUGCGCAGGCGCUGCAACAGUAGCAUCUUCAAAAACCGGAUUGUCCAUCGAAUAUGAAGACCCUGGAGGACUUUUGGGCCGUUUCAUGCUGGUCAACCGCUUCAUAAGGCCUCCCUUCUCUUUCCUCUCCUUUGACUAAACAAAUAAAUAUUGCAAACAAAAAAAAACAUAAACAAAUUAAAUAUUGUGGUAAAACACACAAAAUCCCUAUGUUGUUAUUAUAUACACUCCUUUUUAAUGUUAAAUAUAAGCGUACGCCUCUGUAAAAGCUCACAAUAAUAUAAAGAUGCUGACUAAGCGGUACUGCACUGGAAAAGUACAAGGUUUCGCCUAAGCAAUUCAACAGUCAACAAUUUUCGCCGCAGCAAUUAGAGUUGUAACUUCUUAGUUUCCAAUAAAAUAAAUAAUUUUUAAAAACAACGAAAAAUAUAAUUCACACACAAACCUUGUCACACUUGUUAGUAAUUGGCGGAGGCGUGCAGGCUCUGGGAGGCAACUCGGGGGGCGCAGCGUCCAAAGAAGGACGUGUGCGCGCACCCUUACUUACAGAGUCCGAAGCCGGUUGGCCGCGAGCUGGAGUGACGUAAUUGCCUGGAAACACGCCACAUUUUUGCGUACGGUUAGAAGUGCCUUUAUACCAACCAUCUUGA
Molecule: messenger RNA, 4657 nt
Organism: Ceutorhynchus assimilis (cabbage seed weevil)
Lineage: Eukaryota; Metazoa; Arthropoda; Insecta; Coleoptera; Curculionidae
Source: the annotation of a GenBank genome assembly